Camellia sinensis is the source of this 660-nucleotide messenger RNA. Lineage: Eukaryota; Viridiplantae; Streptophyta; Magnoliopsida; Ericales; Theaceae. The record is from RefSeq and is a predicted model, not a curated record.
AUGAGUCCAGACAAUCAUUGUCUUGAUCCAUAUAUUUUAAUGAGUAGUUAUAAUUAUCUGAGUACAGCUGAUCUAGGUGGAUGGACUCGAAUUGUUGUUGAGAAGCCAUUUGGCAAGGAUUUGGACUCGUCUGAGCAACUGAGUGCACAUAUUGGAGAGUUAUUUGAUGAACAACAGAUUUAUCGUAUUGAUCAUUAUUUGGGAAAGGAAUUGGUGGAAAACUUGAUUGUGUUUAGGGAGGAUUUUGGAACUGAGGGUCGGGGUGGAUAUUUUGAUGAAUAUGGGCAUGUCAAGUGGAACCUCACAUCUUUUUCUAUUCUUUGCCUAAUUGCUAUGGAGAAGCCUAUUUCUCUUACACCUGAGCAUAUUCGAGAUGAGAAAGUGAAGCGGAGGUCAAGAAGGCGCAACGUAUCAGUACAGAGGUUGUCAGAUCAGUGGUUUUUGAACAGUCAGGCUGAGGUCUCAGUUCCUACUACAGAGUUAGAUAUACCAAUUGUCCAGUCCAAUCCAGACAAUAUGGCAGGUUUGGAAGAGACGAUGCAUCAGCUCCAGGAAAGUAUGAAAACCAUGCAGCAGGAUGUUGCCCGUCAGGCAGAAGUAUCUGCACGUCAAGCUGAGGUAGUAACCCAACAGGCAGAUUUAAUUGCCAGACUACAGUAG